This is a messenger RNA of Ostrea edulis (European flat oyster), 5464 nucleotides long. RefSeq names its product zinc finger protein 608-like. Lineage: Eukaryota; Metazoa; Mollusca; Bivalvia; Ostreida; Ostreidae. The coding region runs from base 288 to 4244 and encodes 1318 amino acids. The record is from RefSeq and is a predicted model, not a curated record. Gene Ontology annotation, cellular component: nucleus. The transcript has 6 exons. Gene Ontology annotation, biological process: regulation of transcription by RNA polymerase II.
GGCUGAGGAAAAUUCCUCUCAGCCAUUCAGCACGCUGAACCUUACACUCUAGUUUAGACAGUAGGACUAGAGACGAACAAAGAAGGCCUGGUUAAGAAUUGUCAUCUGUCGAAAUGUAGAUCAAUUUUGGAUUAAAUCCAACUCAUUUCUAAUAAGGGACAUCCUUUAUCUUCCUAAAAACAGUGUAACUUGGGUAGUGGAAACCGAGCUGAUCCUAGAUGGAUGAGAAACUUUACAGGCACAGUUAUAGCCAGGCUUCUUUGGGACGUUAACUCCCGACGAGAACAAUGAGUGCGGAGCACCAAGCCACAGUUGAUAAAGGCUUGAGAAUGAAAAUCACCAAACGCACAAACAAAAACUCGGCAGCCAUGAAAAAUGAAAGUAAAAAUGACUCCCAGAAAGCCAGCGAUCAGAAAAACUCGCAGAGUGAAAAAGAGGGAGGAUCGAGCGGAAGCACAGCCAAUGGUGGCUCGGGUAAAUCAAACACUACUGGUGAGAAAUCACCCAAAGUCAAAGCCAUUCAUAAAAAGGACAGAGGAAAAGAGUCCAAGGGAGGUAAAUCUAGCGAUGGGGGAAACACGGGUUUGGCCUCGGUCAGUGCGUCACUGGACAAUGCUUUCUCACAGGUGUCCCUAGAACCAAAGCUCGGAGAAACGGCUGACCCCUACGAGUUCAAUGCCAAAGUGGAAGAUGGCAUUAGUAUUCCAGUGAAAAGCAAGGGAAAAGGAGAAAAAGAAAGGGGAGAAGGAAGUAGUGAUGGUGUCUCCGAUCAGUGUGUUGGCACGGAUACAUGUUCUGUUGCCACGGAGACAGAACCAGAUUGUUUGGGACCGUGUGAACCAGGCACCCACGUCAAUCUGGAUGGCAUUGUGUGGCAGGAGACAGAAAAUGGUGUAUUAGUUGUAAAUGUUACCUGGAGAGGCAAAACUUAUGUAGGGACACUUCUGGAUGCCACCAAGCAUGACUGGGCACCACCAAGACCUAAUUGUGAAUCCCCGGUAAGUGACUUUGAGACGAGAACUCCAAAAGGAAGAGGUGCCAAAAGGGGACGUGGAAGCUCCACAGGGACACCUGUGAAUGACAAACUAUUGGAAGGGAGGAAACUGCGGAAGGGCAGGCGGGGAAGUACCUUCACAGCGCCACCUAGCCCUGCAAAAUCGGAUAUCAUUACUCCCAGCUCAGGCUUGAAACGUAAGGGACGCCCAACAGACAUAGAUUUAUCGGGUGAAAAGUCCAACAAGAGGAGCAGGUCUUGUUCCCGUGGAAAUUCCGGAGAGGUGGAGAGUCCCCUGUCUGGAUUACUGGAGUGUCCCGAGCCAUCAUGUAAUAAGAAAUACCGAAAUCCAAAUGGUUUGCGAUAUCACCAGUCUCACGCUCACUCCGCCGUUGGAAGUGGUGUGGACAUGGAUGAUGAGUCGAGGGACAUGAUGGAUAACGAGGAUUCUAAUUUAGAUGAUCUGGACCUUGGUGAUACUAACUGUGAUGUGAAUUCUAGUGCUAUAAAUAAUGACCUUAAUCCACUGGAAAUGGAGGAGGAGAGUAACUCCAGUGUGAAAAAAUCAGAUGAGGAUUUGUCCCAUGAUGGUGCUGCAAGCAAAACUGAAAGUGAGGAAACUGAUAGUGCUACUGUGUCUCAAGUUCCCAUUAAACCAAUCAAAAAGGACAUCAUAAGCGUGGCUCCACAUAUACAGCCUACCCCAACGGUUGCAGUGGCUACAGCCACUCCGUUCCAUGUUGCAUCUACACAACAGGUGUCACCAAGUUUUGGAAACACUCUCUCGCAAUCAAAAUCGGUGACCACUGGAUUAGUAACCCCGAUAUCUGCUACCAUAGUAACAGCUGCUCCUAUACAGGCUUCCUUGCCAUUAAGUGACCAAUCAACAAAGCCGCUGAUAAGACCAAAAACAGGAACUGGUCACCCCCGUCCAAUUAUGCCUUCAAAUUUCAUUGCCUUGACAACCAAUGCGGCUCACAAUAAUUUGACACCAGUGACUACACAUGUCCCAAAUACCACCCAGCUGAAGCCGAUUCAACCAAAGCCGACGGUCAUGGGAGAAACACCACCUGCUAGUGCUGUUCUUCUGGGACUUAAAGAAAGAAAGCAGAAGCCAAAGAAGAAACCUAAGGAUUCUGUGCCGUCACCAAUAUCCUCCACAUCGACAUUAUCAUCUUCAACUACAUCUACCUCGUUAUCACCUUUUGGGUCAAGCCACAAAAAGUCUAUUGUGAAAUUAGAUGGAGGCAAACAUGAACCACAGGGUGUUAUAAAAGUCGCUCCCAUUGUUGCUAAGCCCCUGGAGACAAAAUUGGACAAAAAUGAACCUGAGCCCAUUCGACCUCUUGGUGCUAAUGUAGGAAUUAUUCAAGCUCAGGUCCAUCCAAUGAAAGGGAUUGACUUGUCCUCCCGAAGUGAAUCAUCCCCUAGUGUAUUAAAAGUGACACCUUCUCUACAUGUACCAGAAAGCAAUAAAAAUAUGUCAGAGAAUGUGCAAAGUCCAGCAUAUUCAGAUAUCUCUGAUGCAAAUGAUGCCAGUUCUCCCGACCCUCCUCCUGCUAGUGAAAGUCCACAAAUCAGGAUGGAGGAACAAGUGCCAAUCAACAAACCUAAAGACCUAUCAACUGAUGGAAGUUCUGCCUAUGGUAUGUAUGGGCAGUACUACUCCCAAUCAAACUACAUGCUACAAAAUCUCUCGCCAUCAUCUCACAGCCCAUCUAGCUCACAAAAACAGUCAGGUUCUGGAAUGAACAAAGAUCACUCAGCAGAUUCUAUGCAGCCCUCUAGUUCUGAUGCUGCAAGGAAAAUUAAAGAAGAACCAAAAGAUGAGAAGAGAGAAGGUGGCGAGUCCGGAAAGAUGGAAGCCGUUCGGCCAUUUUCUCAGUCGGAUUACCAUCAAAUCCAGCAUCAAAAGUGGAUGCAACAAAUGUAUUACCUUCAAAGCUUGCCUCAUCCUCAACAGUAUCAGUACCUGCAUGGCUAUGGAUCUAUGAUGGAGCAUGGGCAUAUGAUGCAGUCCGAUCCCAUGUAUAGACAGAACUUUGAAAAAAUGUUGGAGGACCCUCGUCGAAUGGCCGAGUACAUGAACGGUGCAGAUUACAAACUAAAGUGUGAUGAUGGAGGAGGACCAAGAUCUUCCUCUGCAGGACCAUCCAGUUCUGAAGGUCACAAGACAAUGGCAGACGGCAGAGAGGACAAUUCAGAGGACAGGUCAGCACGAGAAAAACAGAACGAGAACCAUCUGAUAAUGAGAGAAAACCAUGAUCUCAAGACACAAAUGGACAGAGGUAGAGGCGAGUCUGCCUCAGGUAGUGAUCGGGACAGGGGUCAUUCACGAUUGACUGAAGAACAACAGCGAAGGCAUUACAUGUUUCAACAACAAAAGCAUAUUGAACACCAGAAACGUGAAGAACAGAGACGAUCAGAGGUCAAGUCUGAAAAAGUGAUGGACUCCAAACGAGAUGAAACAACCAAGAGAGAAAGUGAAUCAAAAUCAAAACUGGACAGUUCUCGUGGAUUUGAUGACAAAAGCAGGGGACAAUCAUCAGGGGAUAAAUCGAGAGUUACAGACACUCCCAAAUCAAAAUUAGGAAUUGUGUGUAAAGAUUCCAGUCCUCACACCCCAUCUUCAUCCCAGCCCACCUCGGUGGCCCCCUCCCCCUCAGCCGGUUACUCUCCCUAUAGCCUGUACCACAAUCAGUUCAUGCAGUCUCCUCCCUAUGGACAUGUUCAGUUUGAUACCUCCCAUCCAAUGUACCAGAGAGGCAUUAACCCCAAUAUGAUGUACCCCACAGGGGGAUACAUUCAUCACCCCUCACAGCUUGGAUACAGGAUGGGCGAAGAUUCCCUGGAGAAAGAGCCAGCAAAACCCAAAGUGCCGAUAGAAACUGAGGUCAAAGUCCCACCAGACACUUCCCAUAAUGCUUUGUAUCAUUCAGGAAGUAGCCAUAAAAUUCAUGAACUUCAGGAGAAGGGGAGGAGAAGUCCUCACCGAGCCUCUCCAGUGCUGGGGAAGACGGAGAAUGCUGUUUCAGGGCCCCCUGUGACACACGCAGGAUCUAUAGAGAAAGGUCGGGAAUUUAGCAAGUCACCCCCAACACAGAGACAUGUUCACACACAUCAUCACACGCAUGUGGUGGAGGCAGCCUACCCCAUGUACCCCUAUACAGGUAUUCUCCCUGCAGCGGCCAAACAGUCGUCCACCCCCUCGUCCACUUUAAGUCAUAGCCCCUACCCUCCCCAGAAGUAGCUCUCCGAUGCCCUUCUUUCCAGUAUAGUCUAUUCCAGCUAGUCACCAUUACUACAAGUAGUUCAGCUAGUCAGCAGUUAUCUCCCCUCAACAGUUUUUCCAAUGGACUGCAGGAGUUAUCUUCUCUUGGAUAGAGACUGUCUCCAUAUGAAAACAAGCAGCCCCCCAGUGGAUUAAAUGUCUUUAUGAUUCGCUGUCUAUGCAGUGUUGUGUGUCAAAACAGAUUCAUUUUGUAUAUGUGAUUUCAGUUUGAAAAUAGUAUGCUAUUACAAAAGAAGAUAUUGUCAUGUUUUGAAAUGAGUGCAUUUUUUUUAUUUGAUGCACAUGUUUCAGAAAGUUUGCUACAAAUUAUCGAAAUACACCAACAGUAGACUCUAUUGUAAAUCAAAAUGAUCUUCAAACUCGGUUUUUGUAUGUAGAUACUUCAAAUAUAUUUGAUUGUAAAUUAUUGCAAAGUUUCUCCAUUGUUUUGAAUUUUAUAUGUAAUUUUUAUAAAUAGAUAGAAGCAGGUUCGUAUCUAUCUCUCUACUAAUGACAGGAAAAUUUCAUUAUGUGAAGAAAACUUUGAAAGUGGUAUUAUCUUUUUACAGUAUACAUGCUUUAUGACAGAUUUGUAUGUUGCCAUGCCAGUGAUGUAAAAUCAUUAGUGAUAAUCGAGGUAAUGAUUGUUUUCAUCAGUUAUGCACGUCCAACAAUGAUAAACUUUUAAUUCAUUUGAUGUAAUAUCCCCAUUAUUUCAUGACUGUUUUUCAAUCUUUGUACGCAUUUAAAGUUGUCAAUGCAGUCAUCUGUCUUAUUUUCUAUCUUUCAUUGUAAAGUGGCAUAGAUAAUGUGUGUAACAGUAGCAAAUUCACUGCAUAAAAGGUCAAAGUGUGCAUGGUAUGUGCUAGAGGUCAAAGUGUGCAUGGUGUGUGCUAGAGGUCAAAGUAUGCAUGGUAUGUGCUAGAGGUCAAAGUGCAUGGUGUGUGCUAGAGGUCAAAGUGUGCAUGGUGUGUACUAGAGGUCAAAGUGUGCAUGGUGUGCACUAGAGUUGAUGUGCGUUUAUACAGACAAGCUAUUCCUAGGGUUUGCAGAAUGAGAGAUUAUUUUACAAGUGUAGAAUCUAUAACCUGUACAGAACGAGUUGAUAGAUUUUAUUAUGAGAGACUGCGGAUUGCAGUUUAGUAUCAGGGAUAAUGUGAACCCUGUUUUAUAUAUUGAAUAAAAUUGUGUAAAAAAUU